GGGAUACAUUACGGCAAGCCGGGUACAACUCUGUCCUAUUGGAAUUUGGAGCAGGAGGGGGGGUUGUAGUCAGCAGUGUAACGGAGGCCACUUAAAACAGAGAAACAACAACAAAAAAUUGCUGAAAAGGGAACUAAAACACGAAAAUGUCAGGAAAUAAAGACAGUGAUGGAGGAUGGAAGACGUUUAUCUGGAAUUCAGAAAAGAAGGAAUUGUUAGGACGUACUGGAUGCAGUUGGUUUAAGAUCCUGCUGUUUUACAUCAUCUUCUACGGCUGCCUGGCUGCAGUAUUCGUUGGCACCAUCCAGGCCUUGCUGCUCACCCUGAGCAACUACAAACCCACGCACCAGGACAGAGUGGCCCCGCCAGGUUUAUCACACACCCCAUGCCCAGAGAAAGCAGAAAUCACCUUCAACAAGCACGAGCUGGAGACGUACAUGAAGUACACCAAAGGGAUGAAGGAGUUCCUGGAGAUCUAUGACGAGACUGCUCAGCUGGACCAGCUGAAGUACGAGGACUGUGGAGAGAACCCUGGCGGAUACAAGAACAGGGGCGACUUGGAAAGCGACAUAGGCGUCAGGAAGGCCUGCCGAUUCAAGAGAUCCUGGUUGCAAGACUGCUCCGGGUUGGUAGACAGAACAUUUGGCUUCAAAGAUGGAAAGCCCUGUGUGAUUGUCAAGCUCAACAGGAUCGUCAACUUCAGACCAAAGCCUCCUAUUUCCAAUGAGUCCAUCCCAGAGGAUGCCCAGGCCAAAGUGCGGCCCAAUGUGAUCCCCAUCUACUGCACCAACAAGAAAGAAGAGGAUGCUGGGAAGCUCCAGGAAGUGAAAUACUUUGGCAUUGGCGAUGGUUUCCCCCUUCAGUACUACCCCUAUUACGGCAAACUGCUGCACCCACAGUACCUCCAGCCCCUGGUGGCCAUCCAGUUCACCAACCUCACAAUGAACACUGAGCUGCGCAUCGAGUGCAGGAUCUACGGGGAGAACAUUGGUUACAGCGAAAAGGACCGCUACCAGGGACGUUUUGACAUUAAGAUCACGGUCAACGAUUCAUGACCUCAGCUAUGGAAGUAGCACUUUCUCUCUCCCCCAUUUCAAUAAUUUAGAGAAGAAAAAAAAAAAAUGAAAAUAAAAAUUGAAGUUAAAAAGAAAAAACACGACUUGUCUUGAAGAAACUGUCAUAACGUAACGGGACCCACACUUCAUCGGUAUGCUUUACACUAGCUUUUCUGCAUUUAUCUAGGGUUAGAAUGUAAAUUACAGAGAGAGUAGCAAUAGCACAAAGUAUUUAUUCUACUGUAAAUGAGAAUUCCUUGAGCCAUGGGACAUGUUCAUUUAUUACUGUAAAUUGUAAUUCCACUACGGAUGUAGCGAGCAGUGUUUCUGUCCCCUUAAGUAUUGCUGCCUUGUGUGGUUUAUAUAUAUUUUUGGAGUGUACAGUACAGUAGCCGCAUACGAGGGUCCUUUCCAAACCAUGUUGUAAUUCCUGUUUUCUUACACGAGGAAGCUUCAGCGGUCCAAAGUGUGUAUGUGUGCAUGUUUGUUUGCAUGUGUGUGUGCGCAUAUGUGUGUGUCCACACACACAGACAGAUACACACGCACACACACACAAAAUGCAUACAUACAAAGUGAAAAUUCUGUCAUGGUACGCUCUGAUUGCCUCUAGGUCCGUGUGUGAGGAAAAUGGCUGCACUCCGUGAAAAUUCUUUACCUUCUCUGUGUGUCUUUUAAAAGUCAAUGAUUGUGGGAAACUAAAUUUUUACAUCACUUGUUCUCUUCUUUUUGAUCACUUUUAAAUGUGGGAUAAGGGGUUUAUUACGCUCUCUGUGAGGCUUUCGCUUCCUUUUAUUGCUUAAAGUACAACGUCGAGCUGCGUGUCCAGCCAGUAAGCCUGUUUCCCAAACCGGUAACGGUGUUCACUCAGUGCUUUUGAAAAACCAAUUGUUUUGCUGGAGACAUCACAUGAUGUGGUGUAACUUUCUAAUGAAUGUUUUAGCCAUUUUCAUGGUGGAAGAAUUUUAUAUUUAUGCAGUUGUACAUUUUUUUUUUCUGCAGGAAAAAGUGUAAUGUAUAAAUACAAUACCAAAGUCACUGGUCAAAGGUUAGAAUCUUAUCAGACGCAAUGCAGUGCCCUGUGUAAUAGGAUGUUUUGUUGGUGUUAAAAAGUGCAAAAGUCAAUGUUAAACAUCAGUAAACUUAUCAGGAGUUCAUCUACUAGUCAUUUAUUUAAUCCGGGUAAGACUUAAACAAAAAUAAAAUGGAGAAACUACA
Messenger RNA from Anguilla rostrata (American eel), 2270 nucleotides. RefSeq names its product ATPase Na+/K+ transporting subunit beta 1a (gene atp1b1a). The transcript has 6 exons. Gene Ontology annotation, cellular component: sodium:potassium-exchanging ATPase complex. Lineage: Eukaryota; Metazoa; Chordata; Actinopteri; Anguilliformes; Anguillidae. Gene Ontology annotation, molecular function: ATPase activator activity. The record is from RefSeq and is a predicted model, not a curated record. The coding region runs from base 147 to 1055 and encodes 302 amino acids. Gene Ontology annotation, biological process: intracellular sodium ion homeostasis; intracellular potassium ion homeostasis; sodium ion export across plasma membrane.